Musca domestica (house fly) is the source of this 17094-nucleotide messenger RNA. RefSeq names its product protein purity of essence (gene poe). The coding region runs from base 20 to 16816 and encodes 5598 amino acids. The transcript has 11 exons. The record is from RefSeq and is a predicted model, not a curated record. NCBI's taxonomy places the organism in Eukaryota, Metazoa, Arthropoda, Insecta, Diptera, Muscidae. Gene Ontology annotation, molecular function: zinc ion binding; protein binding.
UAUACCUAAUAUUAUAAAAAUGUCUGCUCAUGGGGGCGAUUGGAGCUCCGUAGUAAAACCUCUUUUAAAUAAUCGUUACGCAUUAACAAAUAAAAAUGAAAUCCUUAAUAUAAUUAAGGCUAUCACGCGAAGUGAAAAUGAGUUUUUCGACGAGGAUAACAAUCAUUUGCAGUUUUAUACGGCUUUUGCUGCCUUAGCUGCGGAUAAAUUGAGUCAAUGCAAAUAUGCAGUCUCACAAACACAAAUUCAUGAGGCAUGCGCCAUUCUAAUACGAUUCAUAUUAUUGCGCUUGGGCAAGGUCUGCGUCUAUGAAAUAAAAUGGUUGUUACCGGCUUUGAAAAGCCUAUGCGAAGGCAAACCAUCAACUUCAUCUCAAACGAAAUCAACAUCCACAGCAACAAGUGCAGGGGCUGGCGGUGCUGGAGCAACUGCAGGCAGUAAUAAUGCUAGCUCCUCAAAUACCAGUGCCACCGCAGGUGCUGGUUCAACAAAUGUCUUGCAAUUUGAUUAUAAUGCUGUCGCGGCUGUGCUGAAGAGCAGCAAAUACCCAGAAAAUACAAAAAGUAUUGUUGCCGCCAGUAGUUCCACAGGUGGUGGUAGUAAUGCUGGAGAAAAGGAUUCACCUAAAUCGGAGAUAAAAAGAUCUCGUUCCGAUUUGUCUUCUAUAAUUAUACAUCAGUUAACAGCGCCAUUGGAAGCCGGUAAAAUGACAUGGGCUCCCCUCAGCGAAGAGUUAACCGACUGUUCAGAGGUAUUCGCUUCAAAUGCUGCAUAUCUACAGUCUUUGAAUGGGGCGGACAUUAUCUUGGAUGUCUGCUCGUCAUUACCAAUUUUGACCCGUUAUCGUCUUAAAUAUCAAGAGACCAUCGCUAACUUGGCUGGCAAACCAUUGUAUUUGCCUUUGACACAAGUAGAAGCCACACAAAUACGAAACACUUUGACACAUAUGGUCACCGAUAUCUCCAUAUUGUCACAAGCUUUGACAUUACCUAUUUUACAACCAUUGACACCCAGUCGCAUAGCUAAACUUUCGAAAUGUGCUAUUUCCGCCUUGUAUUGCGCUGUUUUAGCUUCAAUUGCCAGCAGUGUUUUGAAUAUGUCGUCUACGGCAAGUACCCAAAAAUCAACAACCUCUGGCGGAUCAACUGCUUCAUUGUCUACACAAUCAUCGAGUAAGGAUGCCGAUGACAACGAAGAGAAUGCCCGCACAGUGGUCGACAAAGCAUUGGAAAUUUAUACAACUAUUGGACAAAUGUUUAAAGAAUCAGCUCGUUCACACAUUUAUCAAAACCAUCUAUGUUUCGGUGCAUGGCUCCUGGUAAGCGGUAUCCAAGGAGCUUUGGGCGCUUCAGGCAGUACCAGUACAAGUAUGAGUAAAGAUGAUAUAUCGAAACAGGCUAAAAGUAAAUCUGGUGAAAGUAUUCAACCAACUGCAUCUGCUCGUGUAAAUCUCUUUAAAGUUCAACAGGGAUUUGGUGUUUUGAACGCAGCCAUUGCCAAUCACUGUAUAAAACUCUUGACAGAACUUAUAGAUGAUUUAAAAAUCGAAACAACUUCGUCUAUGGAUAUUCAACAGCAGCAGCAGCAAGGACAAAGCCAACCUUCUACAGCUGCUUUGCCAGAGCCGGCAAAUUUUGAUGUCUUAGAAAACUAUACAACUUUGCAAAGAGUAAUGCGUGUCCUUAACACAGCCACAUUACAUCAGCUGUUUACCUUCUUGGCCACUGUUACCUACCGUAAAGCCUGCAAUUUGAAACGUGCAAACACUAAAGAUCGUACAGAAUGUGAACCAAUAAGCUACUCAGAUUCAACAACGUAUUUUAAUGAUACCCUUUCAUGCUCAGACAAUUCAGAGGAGGAUGAUAGUGAAAGUUAUCUGGGUCAUUGGUUUAAAGAAACUCUUCAACCUGAAUCGGCCGAUGAGAAUCAAUCGGUUGACAAUAAUGAUAAGAACAAUGAAGGACAGAAAUCGAAUUUAGUACCAGCCUUAGAUGAGCCUCAUGAAUACCUGGAUUUGGCGGCACAAAUUUUCUGUUUCAUGGAUCAAUUUUUCUCCCAAAAACAUAGUUAUCUUCAGAGAUACGUUAAGGCUGGCCUAUCUGAUCAGCAAAUGCUUUUGAUGGCUAACAUACUUAAAGAUUUAGAUCGUGAUUCCGCCAGAGGAAAUGAAACAGAAACCAACACAUGCAACAAAUGGCAAUCGGCAAUGAUAAGAUUUUCCGGAGCAGUUGGACGUUAUCUUCACAAUUUGGUAUCGGCGUCUUUGCUGAGUGAAUCUUUGCAGUCAAAUCUUUUGCAACAUCUUGGAGUAUCGCCCUGGUCCAGCGAAACCAACACAUGGCCAUUGCAGGUCUACCCAAGCACUCUUUCAGUAUUGGUACAGAUUUUAUUGCUAAAACCCACGCAAGAAAAAGAAGCAGCCUGUCUUUCUGUUUGGCAUCGUUUGAUCAAUACUCUAGUAGAGGGCGUAUGUGGAUCAUCUUCGACAAAUCCUCCAACAAAUGUUGAUUAUGAGGACCUUAAUAUGGAGCAUGCCCAGCUUUUGCUUUUCCUGUUCCAUUCAUUGAAUCUAAUGCAAAAGAAAUCUAUACUACUUUUAACAGCCGGUGGUGUGAUACGGUGUGCCGAAGUUUGUCGUGAUAUAUCUAGUGACAAACCCAUAAGGAAUAGUCAAAUUAUUUUGCUAUCCCGUUUACUUCUCUUCUUGGAAUAUCUGAUGAAACAUUUGUACAAUGCCCCAUCAGAGCUAUUGGAUUCAGUCCGAUGGAAUCUCUUCAGCAUUAGCACUAUGCAUGAAAAUCAAAAGAUUGCCGAUUUAUUGAAUAAUAAGACCAAACUGACUUCGUUUGUUCGCAAAGACAUCGAGGAUGAGUUUCGUAGAAGUGCAGCUGAUUGUAUGUCAAAUAUUCGUCCGACGUUCUACUCGCUAACUCUUGUAGGAGAUACAUCUCCAACAAAUCAAGAGUUCAAAUUAGAUGGUUUGGCAUGGAAUUUCAUCCUCUGCACCCCGGACAAAUUAAAAUAUCCCUUAUUGGUAGAUGCACUUAUUGAUAUUUUGGGCAUUACGGAUAUGACACUGUCAUGGCAUUCUCGAGAUAGUACACAUACUCUGUGUGCCAUACGUUAUUGCUUUAGCAUAUGCUGGAAGCUAUUGCUGGGUCUACCGCCAUCAACCACACAUGUCGAGCAACUACAAGUUGACAAGAAACCUAAUUUGCAUUCACUGCUAUGGUCCAUUCGUUGCCCAACUUCGCAUUAUCUUAUUGUCAACAGUCUAAUUAAACAAGGCAUGUACACGCAAUUCGCCGAAACUUUGUGGAAUACCAUAACCGAUCGUGUCAGUGAUGUACGUUUUAGUUUGAAACAAACAAUUCUGGGCAUUGAAUCUUGCAAUGAACAUAUUAACAAAGCCAAUCCACCACUCUCAUAUAUAAUUUUAUUGGAUGCUUUAUUAUCGCACAUGCAAGCCGUUGCUUGGGCUGAAAAGGAGGGCAUUAAGCCCCAGCGAUCCUCUUCAAAUAGUAAUACAGCAGUAGCAAGUCCAACUACUGGUUCUUCGCCGAUAGCAGCUGGAGCAAGUGCCGACGAAUCGACAUAUGCUUCAACGCAAUUUGAUAAUAAUGAACAAAAGAGUGAAUCUGAUUCUGGCAAUGCUAUUGCCUUGCAAGAACGUCACCAAUCAUCUAAAGAACUUCUACAAAUGUUGGUCAAUACGUACAAAGUUCUACGCGAUACAGUUCGUCACAAAAUGGUGCAAAUUUUACCAUUGGCCAAUGUUACGCCAGAUAAUAUUCUGGAAUGUAUACUGGCCAUUGUAAAUUCCAAUAAUUCAUAUUGCACAGAUUUAUGUUCACAAUUCCUAAAAUUGUUGGACAAUAAAAAUAAGGAAGUUAUAACAGGUGAUUGGUGUGAAUCCCUGCCAGUGUCCGAUGCUAUUUUCAAUACAUCCAAUAGUGGUCAGCAAACACAACAAUACCCCGCUGAAGUGUAUACCCUUACCGUAAUUGAAUCACACAUUACUGAAUUGACCCGAGACAAUUACUACUCGACUUUGAAUUCUUUCAAGCAUUGCCUGAAGAGUCUUUUUAGUUUGAUGAAUCUUUUGUUGACAUCAUCACAACAACAAUGGCAGCAGGAUAGCGCUUGCAAAUCCCUCAUAGAAGAGCAACUAAAACCCAUGCUCAUAGAGACUAUGAUGGACGCACGCAUGGAAUAUGUUUUCGAUAUUGCCGAGAAAUGUUUGCUAACAUUAAUGCAGGGAGUCGAUCAAGCUUCAGAGCAACAGCAAUUCAUGUCAUACAACUAUAUACUGAAAUAUCACUAUCGUUUUCUAAUGGAAUAUGCUGAGGAAGCGAAGAACUUCCCACCCUCGGUGCAGCAAAGUUUGAUAUUUGAUGAAUCGCUAUUGUUCGCGUUUGUUAAGUCAAUGUCUGCAAUGUUGGAGAAACCCAUGGGUAUUAAAGCCAUACAUCAAUUCUUUACCCAGAAAAGCACUGACACCUCUCCGACGGCGAUUAAACCCAGUUUGGUGGAUUUGUUGUUGUCCUUUACGGGUACUAAUCUAUCAAUGUCUUAUGCUCGUAAACUCUUAGAAUUUGUUGAAAAACUAUUCCAAAUAGCCCAGCAACCAGACUCGGCAUUCCCACUAGAGGAAUUGAGAAGUUGCUUUGGAGAGUUGGCCAGUGUUGAGCAACAACGUAUCAAGUGUUGGCUAACACAUGUUAUUUAUGGCCCACAAAGUGUUAUCUCACAACAAACAGAAACUCCCGUGGAAAAACAAUCUUCGGCCACAGGUGUGCCAGCCACAACAUCCAGCACUUCAUCCAGUAAUGCCCAGACACCCACAAAUAUGGCAACCAUUUCUGCCAUAGCCUCUUUAUCGGAACAAUUUGGCAAUCAAUCGUCAACAUUGGACAAUGCAGAAGCAAUAGAUGAAGACAAUGCCGCAAAUCAACCCUCAGCUGCUGCGGCUGCGGCUUCAGCCACUCAACAGAAUAGCUCGGCAGCUGCGCAAUCGCUGAGUAUUUGGCCUCAACAAACCACAACGGCUGGUAAUAGCAGUUUCUUGGCUACAAAUCAGUCAGAACCUUUGUCUACCACUCAAGACGAGCAAUUACAAAAUCAACAACAGAGCGAAAGAAAUGGAGCUCUACUGCUAAAUGUUAUCAAAUAUAUUGUACAUGAUGGCAAGACAACCGCAAUCGGCUCAAACACAACCAACAAUAAUGCCGUGGCGUUGCUUUUAUUCCAGUCUUUGCUUCAACUGGGUCAAACAUUGAUUUCUCCAUCUUCACAUGAGGCCAAUGAUUUCUCUGAUAUUCUACAAAUAAUGAUUUGCUUGGCCGAUUGUGCCCAAGGCAAGGGCCAUUCAACACUGUUCAAUGCCACCAUUAUGUGGUUGGAAAUUACCAAAUUCCAGAUUUUAGAAAAGACCCAGAGUCUACACAAGUCGCUCAUAAUGUCGCCCAACAUCUUGGAAAACGUUAAUGCUCUGUUAAAAUAUCUGCAUGAGUUGCUACAAAGUUUGGGACACAGAGGCAGCAAACACCAACAACAGCCUGCCUGGGAUGAUGACAUUCAAACCGAUUUGGAAGAUUUAAUGGACGAUCUUGCCAACGAUCAGCAAGGAGACGAUGACUCAUUUGUUGAGGACUCGGACGAGGAUAGCCUUAACAACAAAUUGUGUACGUUCUCCUUAACGCAAAAGGAAUUUAUGAAUCAACAUUGGUAUCAUUGCCACACCUGCAAUAUGGUCAAUACAGUCGGUGUUUGUUCGGUAUGUGCCAGAGUUUGUCACAAGGGACAUGACGUUAGUUAUGCUAAAUAUGGAAAUUUCUUUUGUGACUGUGGUGCCAAAGAGGAUGGUUCUUGUCAGGCUCUGAGAAGGCGGGUAUCUAGCGGUACAACGACUGGAGAUAGUCGUGGACAACAAAGUGACUAUUCAACAUCGGGAAUAUACUCCAGUAGCAAUAGCAGUGGAACGAGUGGCGUCUUGUCACAGUCGAAACGUGCACAAACACCGCCCUCUCAAAGCUGUUUAAGCCAGCAACAACAACAGCAACAUCACCAACAGCAACAACAACAAAAUUCCAAUUCAGCUUUGCAAAUGACAACCAAUAAUUUCCUAAUGUCCUCCUCUGCGACAAACGAACGCAUUUCUUUGCUCUCCAGACUAUUGGAGGGUUCCAAAGAAGCCCUACAAAACACCGACCAGUGGACUAAUAUUGUGAAAUGUAUUCUCGAGUUCUUUGAUGUUAUAAUGCCAGCCAUCAAAGAGAAUUGUGAUCUCUUUUCGAUUGUGGGCUGUCAUCGUAGAGCAAAAGCAGCGCUUUUGCGUCUCCAUGGAGAACAAACGUUCCAACAUACCGAUCAAUUGAUGUUACCAACAUUGGGCUCGCAAGAAGGUGCCUUUGAGAAUGUACGCAUGAGUUAUUCCGGCGAUCAGGGACAAACCAUUAAACAAUUGUUAUCAUCCGGUUUGGUGCGACGAGUAGCCUUGUGUUGCCUUUCUUCGCCCCACGGCAAACGCCAGCACUUGGCUGUAUCCCAUGAAAAAGGCAAAGUAACAAUUCUUCAACUGUCAGCCUUGCUAAAACAGGAUGCUGCCAAACGUAAACUGACAUUGACACAACUAUCUUCGGCUCCCAUACCAUGUACUGUGCUCUCGUUGACUGCAAAUCCAGCCAAUGAAGAUUGUUUGGCCGUAUGUGGUUUGAAAGAAUGCCACAUACUCACAUUUACCAACACCGGGGCCACAAGUGAGCACAUUGUUUUGACCCCACAACUGGAGAAUGGUAAUUUCAUUAAGAAAGCCCUGUGGCUGCCAGGAUCCCAAACUAUGCUGGCUUUGGUUACUGCAGACUAUGUUAAAAUUUAUGAACUUUCGGAGGAUACCUAUAGUCCAAAAUACUAUUUCCUGGUGGCAGUGGGCAAAAUACGUGACUGCUGUUUUGUAUAUCAGGAUGGUGUUUACUACAUGCUUAUAAUAGCCUCAUCCGGCUAUAUAUACUAUCAAAAACUUGACGAUCAAUCACUGGCCAAACAUGGAGAUUUCUAUGUAACAAACACCUUGGAAUUAAAUCAUACACAAAUUAAAGAUGUCAAUGGACAGGAGGGAGGUGGUGGUGUUUCCAUCUACUACUCGCAUACCCUGCAAUUGUUGUUCUUCAGUUAUUCGGUUGGCAAAAGUUUUGUUGCUCCCCUAACAGAUGUCAACAAGGGAGUAAGAUGUAUUACCCAUCUACAAAUAUCGCCCGGUUCCUCGAAGAAUUCCUCCAAGGGUCCACCACAGCCUCUAUGUCAGUGGACGGAAAUACCCGGCCAUCCAGGUCUUAUCUGUGCCAUGAUGCACACAUCUAAUAAUCCAGUUAUAUUUAUGUUUACACCCGAACGUAUUCUGAUGCAAGAAAUAAAGGCCCAAUCCUCCAAGUCUCGCAUUAUGGAUAUGGUUGCCAUACGUCAUACAGUGGCUGGCGUUGAGAAAACAACCCUUAUAUUACUCUGUGAAGAUGGAAGCCUGCGAAUAUUUACAGCCAAUCAGGAGACAACCUCAUUCUGGCUUUCGCCACAGGUCCAACCGUUAAGUAAUCAAUUGUACACCUCGAAUUUGAGUAGCAAAUCAACUUGUUCCAAUGGAGCGAGUAAAAAAUCGAAACGUAAAUCAAGUCAUCAACAAAAGACAACAGGUCCGAACGGCAAUCCCAUUUUCCCCAUUGACUUUUUCGAACAUUGUACCAUGCUGCCAGACGUUGAUUUUGGUGGCAAUGAUUUGUUACAAAUCUACAAUAAACAGAAGCUUAAAAUACGCCUCUUCUCUACGGGAAUGUAUGUUGCCUCUACCAAGGCAACCGGCUUUACAUUGGAAAUAUAUAAUAAUGAUCCGAACAAUAUGGUUAUUGUGGGAAUACGGGUACUGCUGGGAACACAAGAUCCACACCGAGCACCACAAAGUGUUACUAUAUUGGGUAGGACAAUACCAACACCAGUACGUCGAGCUCGAUGGUUUGAUAUCCCACUGACACGAGAAGAAAUGUUGCAAUGUGACAAAUGCCUCAAGGUGGUAUUUGGAAAAUCAAGAGAUCCCGACAAUGUUUGCAUGCUUGAUUCCAUUGAGGUAUAUGGUAAAUCUAAAGAUUUAGUUGGUUGGCCCGAUGAUACGGAUGAAGUUGCUGGUGGUGGGCCAUCGUCUUCAGCGAAUGUCGCCGGUAGUGGUUCAGCAACUGCUACAUCAUAUGGUGUUAUGGGUACCUCUGGAACUUGCUAUGAAGGCUUCAACUCCAUUACCCAGUUGGAUAGAAUGGUAACUAUGCUGCUGGAAGUACUCGAUUGUUCAUUAAGUCUAUUGGGUACAAAUGCCCUGACUGGUACUAUAAAACAAAAGGCCACAAAUACUGCGACAUCUUUGUUAUUGUUGCCAACUCCUAACCAGGUGCAGGUACAAUCAAGAUAUGUUUUAGCCACACUCUUUGGCAAUCGCCAGGCCUAUCACAAUUACAAGGAUUAUGAAAUGUUGGUAUAUGUCAACGAUGAAUUGAAGGUUCUCAAAUCCAAGCUAGCCAGUCGUGAAACAUUGAGAGACAUAGAUCCUGAAGCCUUCUACCGCUUGGUUCUUAUGGUACGUGGCAUUGCCACAACAAGACCCAUGACAUUGACGAAAAUCUGCUUGGACAAUAAAUUCGAAAUAGUUGCUGAUUUAAUGGAAUUCGUGGAAAAGCUAUACGAAAUCACUCCAGCCAUAGAUGAGCCAACAUCAAUUGUACGCCAAGGUCUGUCACACACUGAGACAAUAGUACAUUGUCUGGUCGAGAUAAUGCAUGCGUUUGCUUUGGCCGACAUUUCUCAAGUGGAGAGGGUUACUUUGAUGUUUAUAAAACUAUUGAAAAACGAAUCCAGUGUUAUAUCCCACAGCGCCAAAGAGGCCAUAAUAUUGUUGCUUAGUCCACGUUCUAAGCGCAGAAAAGUGGCCAUUAUAACACCAACAUUGUGUUCUACACCAACGCCGCCGGCAUUAUCAACCACUGCUUCUAUGGUCAAUACUGCAGCUGUGGUAGGUGCAGCUGGUAUGGGUAACGAGGAUGACACCUUAGAUGAGGCGGCCGGUAUAGUAAAUCCUGUGGUGGCAGCUGUUGGUGGAGGGUCUUCUUCACCGCCCUCUUCCGUGCAACGUAGCGGUAGUGCGGAAUAUGUAACAGUUCCCGGUGCAGUAGCCAAUGACCCCAAUGCAUUGGUAGAUCCUUUGGAAGCAUUUAUGGGUAGCGGUUUCCCUCAACUUUUGGGACUACAACAAGAUGCAGAUGAUGAAGCCAUUAUGGAUAUUGCCAUUGCUUUAAGUUUACAACAACACGAUGGCAGUGGAGCCGAACCGGCUCUACAACAUUUACAACAAGGACUUUCGAAUUUGCAAGGAAUGCGCAAUGCUGCCGCUCAAUUACAACACGCUCAACAACAACUACAGGCUGUGGCAGCGGCUGCGGCUGGUGGUGGUGGUAGUAGUGGCAGCGGUGGGGCUGCUGUGUCUUCAGCUGCUGGCUCAGAUGAUGAGGGCUCCAAUGUGGCAACAGAUGGUUCAACCCUACGCACUUCACCUGCUGAACCGGUGGGAAGUGGUGGUUCAGAAAGUGGAGGCAGUGGUGUUGAAUCAAUUGGAGGUACCUCGGGUAGAAGCAGUACAUAUGAAGGUGAUGGUGGUGGUGCCACAGCUUCACCGCCACGUGCCAGCGGUGGUAGCAUGACAGGUGCCAGAAGUUCUGCUAAAGGAGCAGCAGGAACAGCAGUUGGUGCUAGCGCCCUAACCAACGUUGCACCUACAGAAAUGCCAACAACGAGUCGAGCAGCAGCCUUAGAGGCCAGUCAAAGCAACGAUACCGAAGAUAAUGAUGCUACUGAAGAUGAAAAAUUGGCCAAGUUACACGAUUUAAGAAUUGCAAUUUUGGGUAGCAUCAUCUCCAACAUCAAGACUCUUGAUGACUGCAAUGGUUUGCAAGCCAUACCAUUGAUCCAGGUCAUACUAAUGCUGACCACCGAUUUGAAUGGUAACAAUGAGCGUGACCAGAAAAUCUUAAACGAUCUACUUACAGCUCUAGUUGAGUAUGUUGAAAUGGACUCCAUUUCAAAUGCUUCGAAGAUGAAAGACAAGAAUCUUAAAAAUGAAGUUCGUUUGGCCCUACUGUCUCUUUUCGGUGUUCUAAUGGGCAAAACGAAAUCGAAACAGGCUGGAACAACUUCACCACCACAUCAAUUCAAGGAUAACGCCUCGUUUGUGGCCAGUACCACAGCUAGCAUUCUAAGCAAUAAUGGAGCCUUUACAUUCUGUUUGGUUGUUAUGGAAUCAUUAUUGCAACAUUGGAAACGUGUAUCCAGCGAACAAAAUCAAGCAUCGGUUGCUGCGGCGGCAGCGAGUGGUAUUGUUAGUGCAAUUGCCACUGGUCCCAGUAAUAGUGUUACUACGCCUGUUGUCAGUGGUUCGGCGGUAACACCAACACAGAAUAGCCUCUUAAAACCAAUUCGUUAUGGUCCCAAGCCUGAUUUGUCAACACUGAUACCACAUAACUAUUUGAAAAACUAUCCCGACAUAUUUGAAUCGUACGAUGCCCUUCUAACUGAAAUGUCUGUACGUCUGCCGUAUCAAAUUUUACGUCUAUCGGCCACACAUCCCGGCACCUAUGACUGGUAUCAUUCAUAUUGUGAAAAUAUGACUUACACUUUGUGUGAAUACAUGAUGUUAAAUUUGAAUGCCUUAUUGAGGCGUCAAGUGCGGAAGCUGUUGAUGUACAUUUGUGGUAACAAGGAGAAAUUUAGAAUGUUCCGUGAUGGCCAUUCAUUGGAUGUACACUUUAAUUAUGUUAAAGAUUUGUGUAAUCUAUACAAUACGAAGAACCUUGUCUUAACCAAUCAAUCAAUACCAAUUCUUAGCUACGACUCUUUAGUUGAGCUAACGGAACAUUUACGGACGUGCCAGGAAAUUUCACAAAUACGUACCGGAAAUUGGCAAAAGUUCUGUCUCAUUCAUGAGGAUGUUAUACCAGUUCUAAUCGAAAUUGCCUGUUAUCAACUGGAUGAUGGUGUGUCGCCAAUAAUAUUACAAUUGUUACAAGCUGCCCUCUGCAAUAAUAUACAGGCUGUAAAACAACAACAGCAAUCGGAAAAUGGUAGCAGCUCAUCUAGCGUUGCUGGUGGUUCUAAAAUGCGUGGAGAUCGUGAUAAAUCGGAAGAAAUUGAAAUGACUUUUGAUUCGAAGUUUGACUCCACGCAUUGUUCCACAUUUGUCCAUCAAAUAUUCCGCUUCGUUUCCGAUUCAUUGCUGAAUAAAUUUGUGCGUAUCUUCUUGUUGGAAACCAACAUAACAUCGAUCCGCUGGCAGGCCCAUUCCUUGGUGUAUGCCAUAUAUGAUUAUGCCAACGAACGACAGAAGGAGAAAUUGAUAAAUAUUUUAUGGAAUAUGUGGCCUUUGGUGCCGCAAUUUGGACGUCGUACAGCCCAAUUUGUUGAUAUUUUGGGUUAUUUGACGUUAAGCACGAAAACAAUAACCGAACGUUUGCCAGAGUUUACCGAAAAGGCUGUAGAAGUUUUGAGACAACAAAACGAUUUACUUUCCAAACAUCCGAAUGCUUCUAUCUACACAUCGCUGGAGCAAAUUCUGCAAAUGAAUGGUUACUAUUUGGAAUCGGAACCUUGCUUAGUUUGCAACAAUCCAGAGGUGCCCAUGGCCAAUAUCAAAUUGCCAUCCAUUAAAUCGGAUUCUAAAUUUACCACCUGUACCAUGAUUGUAAAACUGGUCCAAUGUCAUACCAUAUCCAAACUUAUAGUGCGCAUUGCUGAUUUGAAACGUACGAAAAUGGUAAGGACCAUCAAUAUUUACUACAACAAUCGUACAGUGCAGGCUGUGGUGGAGCUAAAGAACAAACCAGCCAUGUGGCACAAAGCACGUACUGUCACUCUGCAAUCGGGCCAGACAGAAGUUAAGGUGGAUUUCCCCCUACCGAUUACGGCCUGUAAUUUAAUGAUAGAGUAUGCUGAUUUUUAUGAAACUGUAACGGGUUCCUCGGAAAAUCUCCAGUGUCCCAGAUGUAGUGCCGCCGUGCCCUCAUAUCCCGGUGUUUGCGGUAAUUGUGGUGAAAAUGUAUUCCAAUGCCAUAAAUGCCGCGCAAUUAAUUACGACGAAAAGGAUCCGUUCUUGUGUCACUCAUGCGGUUUCUGCAAAUACGCCAAGUUUGACUUUAGUAUUUACGGACGCAUAUGUUGUGCCGUUGAUCCAAUAGAAUCGGCAGAGGAUCGAGCCAAAACUGUGCACAUUAUACAUUCUUCUUUGGAAAGAGCUGAUCGUAUCUAUCGCCAACUGUUGGCCAACAAACAAAUGCUGGAAUUGCUUUUGCAAAAAUACGCUGAACAUGGAUCUUCUGAUCGCUUGAUGGAUGAGAGUUUGGGAACCAUACACAGCAAUUCGCAGGUGAAUAAGAUCAUACAAUUUUUGGCACAAAAGUACUGCGUGGAAUCGCGUUCAUCUUUCGAAGAACUCUCGAAAAUUGUGCAAAAAGUCAAGGCAUGUCGCAGUGAAUUGGUGGCCUACGAUCGUAGUCAAAUGGAUCAAAGCAGUUUGCCACACACUCCCGAUAAACGGGACAAUUUUAAUAUCAACAAAUGUUACGGAUGUGCCCUGGCCUCAACCGAGCAAUGUUUGACGUUGCUCAGGGCCAUGGCCUCAAAUUAUGAGUGCAGAUUGGUGUUGUACAGUCAGGGAUUGGUUGAAGAAUUGGCUCAACAUAAUCUGCGCCGUGGCACUGCACAAAUCCAAGAUGAAGUACGAAAUUUGCUGGUGUUGCUCACGAAGAACAACAAGGAUGCCUGUAUGAAUUUGCUCGAAUUGAUCAGUGAUCGUGUCAAGUCUGCCUUGCUGGGCUCGAUACCCCUAACCAAUAUCGACUCGGCAAUAUACCAUGAAAUGGAAUUGCUAAGAGUUUUAAUAUCGCAGGAUGAUUUUUGCUGGGAGCAAAAGUUGAAAAUAGUGUUUGAACUCUUCUUACACACCUGCCGGUGUCCAAGAGGGCCAGUUUAUUCGGUUAUACAGCCAUGUCUACACAUAAUGCUUAAGUUGAUAUCACCAACAAUUCCCUCGCCGAAGUUGAAACGUGAUUUGAGUCCCUCGACACUGUCCUCAAUAAACUGUGUUGAAGGCCUCAGUGUCGAUUUCCAGAAAUGGCUACAAAAUGACCCGCAACACUCAUUUGAGGCCUGGAAGGCACGUAUGCCCUCCAGUUCGCUGGCUCAACAAUCAAAAAGCUACAAAGCCCUUGUCGCAGCAGCGGCCCAGAAUUCAUUGCAGGAUGAACAUAUUUUAGCUGUUGUACUGGAAUCGGUUCAGCAUGCCGAACAGGUGGCCCAUAAACCCACUCCGGAGAGACAACUUUCAAAUGAGUCUGCAGGUUCUGCGAAUGCCAACAGUGGUGCCACCACUGAAAGUCGAGAGAAUCGUCGGAAAACGCUGAGGGAAAAUUAUCUGCGCGAGAAAUAUGGACAGCGUUGGCGUUUGCGUCAUCUGAAUCGUGGCCAACCCUACAAACCUCUGCAAUUGACAGCAACUUGGUUGCAACCAAUUUUAUUCAACAACAAUUCCCGCUUUAGACGUCCCCUCGUUUGCACCUUGAUCACCGUAUUGAGUCGGACCCAUGAUCGUAAACGUGAAAUUCUCAAUUUACUUACGACCUUCUUGAAGCAUGUAGGCGAAGCUGGUGAGGCCAGCACAGACUUUUUGUCCUUGUACCGUUUACUAGCAGUGGAUACACCUUGGCGUGAAUACUUAGCACUAAAGGGUGUUCUCGUCGAGAUAUCGCAACUGUUGGCAGAAGAAAUCAAAAAAAUUCACCGCCUAGAGGAGACCACACUUUCUUCGGAUCUAUCUCAGGGAUAUGCAUUACGUCAAUUUGUUGAAUUGUUGGCCCUUUUCCUGGACAGUCCACAAAUACGCCAAGUCUAUAAAACUCGUCUUCUGGGCCCGGUACUUGAGGGCUAUUUGUCUUUACGUAAACUAGUAGUGCAGCGAACCCGCCUAAUUGAUGAUGCGCAAGAAAAGCUUUUGGAUAUGCUCGAGGAAAUGACCAGUGGCACUGAAGAAGAGACUCGGGCAUUUAUGGAAAUCCUAAUUGACACCGUUGAGAAGACACCAAUGAAGGAUAUAAAAACACCUGUUUUCAUAUUCGAACGACUCUAUUCGAUUAUACAUCCCGAAGAAAAUGAUGAAUCGGAAUUUUUCAUGACGCUCGAAAAGGAUCCUCAGCAAGAAGAUUUCCUACAAGGUCGUAUGUUGGGCAAUCCCUAUCCCUCCAGCGAACAGGGAUUGGGACCCUUGAUGCGUGACAUUAAAAAUAAGAUUUGCACAGAUUGUGAGCUGAUUGCCCUGCUGGAAGAUGAUAAUGGCAUGGAAUUGCUGGUAAACAAUAAAAUCAUUAGUCUCGAUUUACCAGUCAAAGAUGUCUACAAGAAGAUUUGGUUGGCCGAAGGUGGCGAGAGGGAUGCCAUGCGUAUUGUAUAUCGAAUGCGAGGUUUAUUAGGCGAUGCUACCGAAGAAUUUGUUGAGACAUUGAAUAAUAAAUCCCAGGAAGAAGUAGAUACGGAACAAUUGUUCCGACUGGCAAAUGUAUUGGCCGAUUGUAAUGGCCUAAAAGUUAUGCUCGAUCGUAUUGGAAGUCUUCAGAAUAUAACCAGAUGUCGAGAGUUGAUACAAGUACUGCUGAAAUUAUUCCUAAUUUGUGUAAAAGUACGUCGUUGCCAAGACGUUCUCUGUCAACCGGAAUUGGGAGCAGUCAACACUUUGCUCAAAGUCUUACAAAUGUGUCUGCAAUCCGAGCCGGACUCGAUUCAAUCAUCUGUCACGGAACAACUUUUGGAAAUCAUGGAAACAAUACUGUCAAAGGCUGCCAGUGAUACUUUGGACUCAUUCUUACAAUUCUCUUUGACCUUCGGUGGACCCGAAUAUGUUACUGCUCUGAUUUCAUGCACCGAAUGUUCCAAUGUUCGCAACAACCCAUCGGUACUAAGGCAUCUGAUACGUGUUUUGGCUGCAUUGGUCUAUGGCAACGAAGUUAAAAUGGCUCUACUGUGCGAUUACUUUAAGGACACACUUGACUUUGAUAAAUUCGAUUCGGAACGUACCGCCGAAGAGGAAUUUAAACUGGAACUGUUUUGUGUUCUGACAAAUCAAAUUGAACACAAUUGUAUUGGCGGCACUCUCAAGGAUUAUAUCGUCAGUUUGGGUAUAGUUGAGAAAGCCAUUGACUACAUCACCCGUUAUGCACCGUGCGUUAAGCCAACCCUAUUGAGAACUGAUUCGGACGAGCUAAAAGAGUUCAUUUCCCGACCAAGCCUUAAGUAUAUUUUACGAUUCCUCACCGGUCUGGCUACAAAACAUGAAGCUACCCAGGUGGCUAUUAGCAAAGACAUCAUACCCAUCAUUCAUCGUUUGGAACAGGUGUCGAGCGAUGAACAUGUUGGCAGUUUGGCUGAAAAUCUCCUAGAGGCUUUGUGCACCGAUGCUGCCACAGCAUCUCGGGUUCAAGAAGUCAGAGACUUUACACGGGCUGAAAAGAAACGUCUAGCCAUGGCCACUCGAGAGAAACAAUUGGAUGCCUUGGGAAUGCGCACCAAUGAAAAGGGCCAAGUGACGGCCAAGGGCUCCAUUUUGCAGAAAAUAGAAAAACUACGCGAUGAAACCGGUCUCACAUGCUUUAUCUGUCGCGAGGGAUAUGCUUGUCAACCAACCAAAGUCUUGGGCAUAUAUACGUUCACCAAACGCUGUAAUGUGGAGGAAUUCGAAAUCAAAUCUCGCAAAACCAUUGGCUACACAACGGUUACCCACUUCAAUGUGGUACAUGUUGACUGCCACACCUCAGCCAUACGCUUGGCUCGUGGUCGUGAUGAAUGGGAGAGGGCCAGUUUACAGAAUGCCAACACCCGCUGCAACGGUCUACUGCCACUUUGGGGACCAGAAGUUUCCGAGGCAGCAUUUUCAGCUUGUAUGACGCGCCACGCCAGCUACAUGCAAGAGAGCACACAGCGCUGUGAUAUCUCCUACAACAAUAGCAUACACGAUCUUAAGCUGUUGUUAAUGCGUUUCGCAUGGGAACGCAGUUUCCAUGAAGAUGCCGGUGGUGGUGGUCCCCAAUCGAAUAUGCACUUUGUGCCCUAUUUGCUUUUCUAUGCCGUCUAUUUGCUGCUCUCAUCACGCUCAGCAGCCCGCGACAGCAAAACAUUGGUGGCCUAUCUAACAGCACCGCCCUCAGAAAAAUGGCUAGAAACGGCAUAUGAUGUAGAGGGUCCACUCUAUAUGUUGACCGUUUCACUGGCUCUCCACUCUCACGAAACAUGGCAAAAACAUCGUAUAGCUCAUUUAAAACGAUUGGUUGCUGUGGCGCAAGCCCGUCAUGUAUCACCUUCGGUGUUGUGCAAAGCAUUGCUAUCACCGGCCGAUAGGCAGGAGAAAGAAUACUCUGUCUACAAGCCUUACUUAAUGAUAUGGGCCCUCUUGGAUCUGCUAUAUAGUACGCUGUUCAAAACUGUAGCUACACCUAAAGAAGAAGACUGGUCGAUCUCUCUGUUCAAUUACAUACGUAAAAACGAUGAAACUAUGUUGAAGCAUACCGACUCGAUAUUGGAGACGUUCACAGAUGAUUUCCUGCCCUGUACAUCGUUUGAGGAGUUCUGUGAUGUUGCUGGUCUUUUUGGUGAUAUUGAAAACCCACAAACAUUUAUUGAGGAUGUCUUGUCCACGUUGCCCACAACGGUAGCAUCAUCGGCUGCGGCAUCUUCCUCAUCCUCAAGUGGUUGAGAUAACGCGUUUGAAUUACGAAAAAAUAAAUACGAAUUGAAAAUGAAUUAUUAAAUGUACUAACCACAAAGAAAUAUUGAAUUCAUUACUAAUCCACUAGGCCCCGCCCCCGCCCCCAUGCAUGUUGAUUUGAAACUUUAAUGGGCUCCUGCUUUCAACAAUAAAUGGCAUAAAACUACGUAGAUUGUUGCAAAAUAAACAUAUACCAUUUAAAUGCACUUUUAACAAUUAAUACCAAUAACAAAAUAAUCGGAAUAAAUUAUUCACAUGUUCAAAUA